AUGCGUACCGAUCCACGAAGCGCGCUGCUGCGCUCGUGACUGCGCCUGAAAAAAUAAAAUGGUCGCUGGUUAUCGGGGUGAUGUGUACGUGGAAUAUCAAGCCUGUAACAAUUACUAGAAAGAGUAUAUAAUUAAUCAGGAGUGUUAAAAAUGGGUGACAUAAAAGCGCAGCAUGGUGCGCAAGAUAUGAAGGGCUGGCUGUUCAAGUGGACUAAUUACCUGAAAGGUUACCAAAGAAGAUGGUUCGUGCUGUCAAAUGGCCUUCUGUCAUACUACAGGGCUGAACCAACGGGGGGGCCAAAGAUAUCGAUGCGACGCAGGCGGAGAGGUGGCAGAGCCUCCGAGAACCAGGCAGAAAUGGCGCAUACUUGUCGGGGUACCAUAUCAUUGCACGGAGCCUUAAUCCAUACUGUCGAUCCUUGCACCUUUGUUGUGAGCAAUGGAGGGACACAGACAUUUCAUAUAAAGGCAGCUACAGAAGUUGAACGCCAGCAAUGGGUUACUGCUUUGGAAUUAGCAAAAGCCAAAGCUAUUCAGGCAAUGGAGUCAGAAGAAGAUGAGGAAGAUUAUCAAGACAAUGACAAUCAAAAAGCUGAGCAUGCCUCCAUCGUUAAAGAUCUAACUGACCGCUUGGAAGACUUACAGACUUGUAAUGAUCUAAUAACUAAACGGGGGACUGCUUUGCAGCGGGCUUUGAAUGAGCUUGAAACUCUGGAUGUUUCGUCUAACGUUUCUCCCAAAAUAAAAGCAGUUAACGAGCGUGCAGCCCUUUUUCGAUUUGCUUCAAGCACAAUGAUUAAUGCAUGUACCGAGUAUCUCAAUCUUGCCCAACAACAAGGGCACAAGUGGCAAAAGUUGUUGCAACACGAACGUGAACAAAAAUUACGCUUAGAAGAAAUGGUAGAGCAACUUGCAAGGCAACAUUCUCAUUUGGAACAAGCAGCUCAGCAUGCUUUACCUCCAGCUUCAGGACCUAGUGGACAUAGAUCUUCUCACGCCCCGGUGCAUGCCUCGCCGUCGGAGGACGAAGAAGAUAACGCUGAGUUCUACGAUGCCCAGGAAUCGGAUACAUUUACCUUAAACAUUCCUGGAGUAGCAAGUGGACACUCUACAUCAAGGGAUCGUGAUCGUACGGAUUCCCAAGGUAGUGACGAUGGUUCAAGUUCUGAGGGUGAUCCAGCUAAUCCAUCUCCCGGUCCUGACUCAGCUGCCAAUAACUCGUUCCAUAUUCUGACCGACCCAUCUGUUUCGGCAUCUAAAUCUAGUGAUAUAAACUCUGCAAGCGAACUGGCUACUACGGCUUGGAAUUCUAAUAAUGGCACCGAAGCAGCAGCUGGCACCGGGAUGACAGUCUCAAAAAGGCAACGUCGAACUAGGGUACCUGUUAAACCUAACUAUCCUCUCAAUCUCUGGAGCAUAAUGAAGAAUUGCAUUGGAAAGGAACUUUCAAAGAUCCCAAUGCCUGUCAAUUUUUCUGAACCACUCAGUAUGUUACAACGCCUUACAGAGGAUUAUGAAUAUGCAGAAAUACUCGAUAGAGCUGCAGAAUGUGAAGAUAGCUGUGAACAAAUGGCAUAUGUCGCAGCAUUUACGGUUUCCAGUUACUCGACAACAGCCUCUCGAACGGGUAAACCGUUUAACCCUUUGUUAGGUGAGACAUAUGAAUGUGAUCGUACUGAUGAUCUUGGAUGGCGGGCUAUUUCCGAGCAGGUAUCCCAUCAUCCGCCAAUGGUUGCACAGUACUGUGAAGGGCGAAAGUGGCGCUGUUGGCAGGAGUUUACAAUGGCCUCGAAAUUUCGUGGAAAAUAUCUCCAGGUUAUACCCUUGGGUACGGCUCAUUUAGAGUUCAUUGGAACCUCACAGCACUACACAUGGAGAAAAGUAACGACCACAGUGCAUAAUAUUAUAGUUGGAAAAUUGUGGGUUGACCAAAGUGGUGACAUGGAUAUUGUUAACCAUCAUGACGGUACGAAAUGCCAUCUGAAGUACAUACCAUACUCGUACUUUUCGCGCGACAGCCAGCGCAAAGUAAAAGGGGUUGUAAUGGAUGCGAACAGCGUUGUUAGAUGGGUUGUGCAAGGAACUUGGGAUUCUAAAAUAGAAGUUGCUCCUGUUAUAAGUUCCUCCGGUACCCCUGAUAAUCCUGUUUAUAAAACUGGUCCUUACAGUCUUGCUUGGAAACGACGUAUGCCUCCUGAGGACUGUGAAAAAUACUACUCAUUUACGGAACUGGCUUGUCAGCUGAACGAACCAGAAGAUGGUGUUGCACCCACCGAUUCACGGCUACGACCUGAUCAACGAUUAAUGGAGAAUGGACUCUGGGACGAGGCGAACGCUCAUAAGUUGAGACUAGAGGAUAAACAACGAGCAGUUCGACGAAGCCGUGAGGCAGAUGCCGAAAAAGCCGCGGCAGAAGGACUACCAUAUGAGGGGUACGAGCCCAUUUGGUUCAAGAAACAGAGAGAUCAAUUUACAGACAGCUUAUGUCACAUUUAUACCGGGGAAUACUGGGAAUGCAAAAACAAGGGCGACUGGACACGGUGCCCCAACAUAUUUUAGUCUAUCGUUUAAAAUAAUAAAUCCGAUAAUUCAUUAUUUGACGUUUCAUUUAUAUUGAGAGCUUAAAAUUGUUAGGAGGCAAUCAUAUUGAGAGCUAAUGAGCGAUGGACGAGAAAAUAGUGUUAAUUGUGCAGGUCGUGUAAAGCUACUUGUCUUUCGCUUAUUAUACGAUCUAUUCGGACUUAUAUCACAUUUACCAUAAAUCAGUAUGUACCAAAUUGUUUGCUGCCUGACAGUUACUGUUAAAAGUCUCAUUCUUGUAAAGUGAAAUAGAAAUAUAAACUGGCAAUCUGACACUCCCGUCGGGGCCUCUACUUUAUUAUUUAAUCAAUUAUAAAAGCAGUUUCAUCUAAAAUUGGGCAUCCUCGGAGAAUU
This is a messenger RNA of Diprion similis, 2934 nucleotides long. RefSeq names its product oxysterol-binding protein 1 (gene Osbp). The record is from RefSeq and is a predicted model, not a curated record. NCBI's taxonomy places the organism in Eukaryota, Metazoa, Arthropoda, Insecta, Hymenoptera, Diprionidae. The transcript has 11 exons. Gene Ontology annotation, cellular component: intracellular membrane-bounded organelle; membrane; cytosol. Bases 151 to 2559 code for a protein of 802 amino acids. Gene Ontology annotation, molecular function: sterol binding.